Pistacia vera is the source of this 3255-nucleotide messenger RNA. RefSeq names its product protein argonaute 16. The coding region runs from base 162 to 2891 and encodes 909 amino acids. Lineage: Eukaryota; Viridiplantae; Streptophyta; Magnoliopsida; Sapindales; Anacardiaceae. The transcript is spliced from 23 exons. Gene Ontology annotation, biological process: regulatory ncRNA-mediated post-transcriptional gene silencing. Gene Ontology annotation, molecular function: protein binding; RNA binding. Gene Ontology annotation, cellular component: cytoplasm. The record is from RefSeq and is a predicted model, not a curated record.
CCCUCCAUUCUCAUUCUCGUUUCUUUCUACUCAUCUCUCUCUCAGCAGAGAGCCUUUUGUGCUCACCUCUCUCUUUCUCCGAUUUCCUCCUCUCGAAAACCCUAGAAAUCGCUCUAAUAGACUAAUACGAGUCUCUCUCGCAUCCAUAUCCUUACUAGAAGAUGGAGAAAGCAGGAGGUCUUGAGGGAGCAGAUCAAUCCCCACCUUUGCCUCCACCUCCGGAUGUACCUCCAAAUUUGAAGCCAGAGCUGGUGGACCUUCCCAAACGUUCUAUCAUCAGUAGGUGUGGGGUUGGUAAUUGUGGGCGCCGUAUAACCUUGCUCACCAAUCACUUUAAAGUUUCUGUCAAUGCCUCAGAUGCAAGCUUUUACCAGUAUACAGUCACUAUUUCUGCAGAGGAUAGGAAAAUUACUGAGAGCAAGAAUAUUGGAAGAAGACUGCUUGAUCGGCUUUACCAAACAUACUCUUCUGAACUUGCUGGUAAAAGGUUUGCAUAUGAUGGAGAAAAAAGUUUAUACACUGUGGGUCCGCUUCCACAGAACAAGUCUGAGUUUACAGUGAUUCUUGAAGAGUCACGCGCAAAACGUAGAAGUGGCAGUCCUGAUAGUGGCAGUCCUGCUGGUACUGGUAAGCGGUCAAAACAAUGUUUCCAGUCAAAAACUUUCAAAGUUGAAAUAAGCUAUGCUGCUAAAAUACCUUUGAAGUCUAUAGCUCUUGCCCUCAAGGGAAAUGAGGUAGACAAUAGUGCUCAGGAUGCACUGAGAGUGCUUGAUAUUGUACUAAGGCAGCAAGCAGCUAACAGGGGAUGUCUUUUGGUGAGGCAAUCAUUCUUUCAUGACGAUUCGAGGAACUUUGUUGAUGUUGGAGGAGGUGUUAAUGGUGUCAGGGGGUAUCAUUCUAGCUUCCGUCCCACUCAGGGUGGCUUGUCUCUUAACAUGGAUGUAUCUACUACAAUGAUCCUUAAACCUGGCCCUGUGAUUGAUUUUUUAAUAGCUAAUCAGAAUGUACGGGAACCUCGCAAUAUUGACUGGGCAAAGGCCAAGAAGAUGCUGAAAAACUUGAGGAUUAAGACAAGACACCGCAACAUGGAAUUUAAAAUCAUAGGUCUAAGUGAGAAGCCAUGCAAUCAGCAGUUUUUCAUCGGCUUUUUAAGUUUUCUUAUGAAAGUGAAAAACAAUGAUGCUGCAAAUGAAGGACAGACUGUGGAGAUUACUGUGAAUGAAUAUUUUGCUAAACACUGUGGCAUAGAGCUCACUUUUUCUGCAUUCCUGCCAUGUCUUGAUGUUGGGAAACCGAAACGGCCAAAUUAUUUACCGCUGGAGCUUUGUUCUCUUGUUUCACUUCAACGCUAUACUAAAUCACUAUCAUCAGUGCAACGAGCAUCCUUGGUUGAAAAGUCAAGGCAGAAGCCUCAAGAGAGAAUGAAAACUCUAACUGAUGCUAUGCAAACCUACUGUUAUGAUGAGGACCCUUUUCUUGGAGCAUGCGGUAUUUCUAUUGGAAAACAACUGAGACAGAUUGAGGGUCGUGUCCUUGAGGCCCCAAGGCUGAAGGUUGGUAACAGUGAGGACUGUGUCCCUCGUAAUGGACGCUGGAACUUUAACAACAAGACGUUUUUAAACUCUAUCCAAAUUGAGCGUUGGAUUGUUGUCAACUUUUCUGCCCGCUGUGAUACUAGUCACAUAUCUCGUGAGCUUAUCAAUUGUGGGAAGAAGAAGGGCAUUCAUAUUGAACGCCCUUUUACCUUAAUUGAGGAGGAUCAACAAUCUAGAAGAACCAGUCCUGUUGUUAGAGUUGAUAAAAUGUUUGAUCAAAUUACAGCAAAGCUUCCAGAACCUCCUCAAUUCAUUCUCUGUGUCUUGCCUGAGAGGAAAAAUUCUGACAUUUAUGGACCUUGGAAGAAAAAAUGCCUCUGUGAUUUUGGAAUUGUUACUCAAUGCAUUUCUCCUUCUCGGAUUAAUGAUCAGUAUCUUACAAAUGUUCUACUUAAAAUCAAUUCAAAGCUUGGAGGAAUAAAUUCUUUGUUGGCAAUAGAGCACUCCUCACACAUUCCCCUGAUAAAAGAUACUCCUACGUUAAUUUUGGGUAUGGAUAUCUCUCAUGGAUCUCCUGGUCGAUCAGAUAUCCCAUCUAUUGCUGCGGUUGUUGGCUCUCAAAGGUGGCCACUGAUUUCAAGGUAUAGAGCAUCGGUAAGAACUCAAUCUCCUAAGGUGGAGAUGAUUGAUGCUCUAUACAAGCCUCUGGCAAAUGGGAAAGAUAGUGGUAUUAUCAGGGAACUGCUUGUGGACUUCUACAAAACAAGCCAAAAAAGAAAACCUAAACAGAUUAUUUUGUUCAGGGAUGGAGUGAGUGAAUCACAAUUCAAUCAAGUUUUGAAUAUUGAGCUGGAGCAAAUCAUAAAGGCAUACCAGCAUCUUGGUGAGACUGACGUCCCGAAGUUCACAGUUAUUGUUGCACAGAAAAAUCACCACACCAAGCUAUUCCAAGCUAGUGGACCUGAAAAUGUUCCUCCUGGAACAGUUGUGGAUACAACUAUUGUGCAUCCAACAAACUAUGACUUCUACAUGUGUGCUCAUGCUGGGAUGAUAGGAACUUCAAGGCCAGCACACUACCAUGUCUUGCUUGAUGAGAUUGGUUUCUCUCCUGAUCACUUGCAAAAUCUUAUCCACUCCUUGUCAUAUGUUUACCAAAGGAGUACUACAGCCAUUUCAAUAGUGGCACCUGUAUUGUAUGCUCACCUUGCUGCACAACAGAUGGGGCAGUUUAUUAAGUUUGAGGAUUUGUCAGAAACUUCUUCAGGACAAAGAAGUAUUACAUCUGCGGGGAGUAUUCCUGUUCCUGAGCUGCCUAGGUUGCAUGAGAGAGUUGAGGGUUCGAUGUUCUUCUGCUAAGAAUGCUGUUGAUAGCUUUUUGUAGGUACAGCUAACAUGCCCUAGUUUUUCAACUCUAGAUAUUUGGGAAGCUAGGGGUAUACAAACAUGCAAGCAACCCUUAGUUAUUUUGUAGGUGAUUGAGAUAUAGGUACAGAAAUGCAGUUCUAUUUUAGUAUUGGAUGAUUUGGGUGCUCUAUAUUUACAUGGGUAAUAGUAAUUAUCAAUUGAAGAGUUCACCAUUUGAAACUUUUGAUACCGAGGAAAUUGUUGGUUUGGAUAGGUACGUUUUCAGGAAAGGUUUUUCCCUUCUAUGGAAGGAAAUUUUGUAAUGUUCUAUUCAUUAUGAUUAUUAAUUUAUUAUAUGGCAUUAUCUUUGACUUAA